This is a messenger RNA of Octopus sinensis (East Asian common octopus), 1342 nucleotides long. RefSeq lists its product as uncharacterized. The record is from RefSeq and is a predicted model, not a curated record. The transcript is spliced from 15 exons. Bases 108 to 1262 code for a protein of 384 amino acids. Lineage: Eukaryota; Metazoa; Mollusca; Cephalopoda; Octopoda; Octopodidae.
AUUAUCCUUAGCCAAUAGCUGCAGAGAAUAGACUGAUACGUCAUUAUAUGUAUGGACAGAAAUAAGGUAUCUAUCUAUGAGAAGACUUAAUGUUUCAUUGUUGAACGAUGAAUACAAUAAUGAAUUUAAUUUCUGUUGUGCCAUUUCUACUUUUUGCAGUUGCAGGCAGUAGACACAUGCGGGAGUUGCAAGAAAUGUUCUCAAUGUGCCGCAGUUCUCUAGAUGCUUAUUCCACUACAGAUUGUCAACGUGCACAGAAUAUUCAUUUCUGCACUGAAUUGCUCAAUGGGCGAAUAGGAAGUCGUGGAAACCAAGAACUUGAUCGCCUGAAAUGCACGGAACCAGUUAAAAGCUGUAAAACAAGUAACAUUCAGGGAUGUAUGCAGAGAAGAAUGUAUAUGAAGAGUUCAUGCAGGUCUCUUAAAAUGAUGAAAGAUUGUUUGUAUCGACAAAAGUGUACCGAGCAUUAUCAACUGUUCGAAAAUUACUACACAAAUAGUUGCCUUAACAUUACUUGUUACACGAGGCAUGUAAUGAUCUGUGAUGGUUCACCAGCAGAUGACACUAUAGAAGGUAUAUGUCGGAAUCUGGAGGAGGAAUAUCAAUGUGUUUUAAAGAAACGAAUUUAUCCUAACAACGUAUGUAAAAUGCCAGUUCAAUGGGAGACAGAUUACGAAAGCAACACUUGCGAACAUCCUUGUUAUAAUAUUUCAAAACCAAAUUUGAGUCGUUUGCCAGAUGAAUAUAAGUGCAAAGCAUUGAACUCGUAUAAAUCAAAUUUAGACAGUUUGAAUUGCAAGAUGCCAGAUGACAUGGAAAAAGAAUAUAAGUCUUCAAAAUGCGACACUUAUUGCAACAGAGAGAAAAAGUGCAUUAUAACGAUAUCUUACGGAGAUAGCAGAAAAUUAAAUUGCCAUGGAUUAUCAGUUGGCAUUAAGUGCUUGGAGACUGCUAAAUGUCCUGUAUCACAGUAUAUCCAUGAUGCUUAUGCUUUUUAUGGGUGUGAUUCCAGUUGCAAUGGCAAUGUAUUGACUGAGUGUAUGGCUAUAUUAAAAGAGCCACUAAACAGCACAAGGGAAGAGCUAUGCGGAUAUUUUAGAGAAGAACGUGGAUGUUAUGACAAAGCCAAGUGUGAGAUGAGUGAUCUGUAUAUGAAACUUCUGGAAUGUAGUGGCGCUGCAAGUCGGAAUACAAUGUUCGCCGUUAUAAUUCCGGUUUUAUUAGCGGUUCAGAUGCUAGAGAAAUAUAUUUCUCUUUUCUAAACACCAAUAUUAUUGAUAACCAAGAGAGUUAUAUAUACAGGCAUAUAUAUAUAUAUAUAUAUAUAUAUAUAUAUAUAUAU